AUGAAGCCUCUGUACUCACGCACAUCAUCAUUAUUAUUAUCUGUUCUAUUACAAAUUACACACCUAUCUAUCGCACACACAACAACUACGCCAGAUUCCCCCAAACCUACGACAACAUCAGGAAAUAAAUCUAAAAACCCCAAUAUCUCCCUAGAAGACAAAAAUACUACCAAUCCUGAAAAAUCUAAGUUAGAAUGGCCAAACGAUAAGAUACAACUAUACAAUUUUUACCCUAAGGAUAACAAAGUUAAAACCAGGGAUUUUUACCCACUUAAGUAUAUUUCCUAUGGCUCGUCUGAUCUGUUAGAAGACGUCACGCACGAUAAAUUAUUUCAAAAAUGUGUUUUGAAUUACUCUAAAUCCGAUAAAUCUAAAUAUUCGAUGCCAAAACUUUUAACAUAUGCAGAAAAUAACGGUACCGAUAUUGACACCUUAUGUCCUCAUGAGGAUCCCUUGGAGCCUUUAUUUAUUUAUUGCAUUUCAGCAAGUGAAUGCUACUGUUAUGAUAGUAAUAAUAAAAAAAUAGAGAAUUCAAAACGAUACGUUUAUAUCAAUGGAAAUAUAACUGAAUAUAAAAUCCCAUAUAAAGAAACCAAAAGAAUGCCGACUCAAGUAACAGACGACGAUACUACACAUUCUUCCACUUACCAAGCAUUACUAGAUUAUAUGUGUGGGCGUGAAAGUGUAGCAAGAGGUUAUACGAGAAAAGACAAAAAAACACUUAUUAAAUGUCACAAAAGAUCAGAUAUUGAUCUAAAAAAUAAAGAUGGAAUAUGCUUCGAAUCACCUUACCAUACAACUAGAUGUUUCGGUCUCAAACAUACGAACAAUACCACUAAGGAAAUUUCACACGUCCAAUUUUACAAACCUUUUGUAUUUAACGAAUAUAAAAUUAAUGAAACCCAACGGUUAACGAUGAGUGGAAAGAUAUGUAAACAUUGGGAUAAAGUUACUACUUAUCCAUUGUAUAUUGAUUCAAAUAACUUUUGCAAAAAGAAUACGAACGAAAUAUAUUUUUGGUGCUAUAUAGAUUUUAAUGGUACUAAAGAUGUGUGCCUUGCCAAUGGUUAUUUGUAUUAUAAUUUACCGAUUAACACCGUAUCAUCUAUAGUAAUAAAUUAUAAUAUUCAAAGUGACAAUGUAGCUGUAAAAUUAUUCCCAAUUACUAACAGCGGCAAUGAAAUAAUAUCUGAUUAUUCUGCUUCAUAUAAAUAUUAUUCUAAGCCUAAAAGUAUAAUAUACGACCAAAGCCGUUAUUUUAAUUUUGAUAAAAUAUAUUCAACCAGUACAGGUUUACAUGAAGCUAAAGCUUGCCAUUUUGAUAAAAAAUUAAGUGAAUGUUCUAAUGAUUCGAAAUAUACAACUUCAUUAGGAUAUAUUGAUUUUUAUGGUAAGGGUUCUUUUUUAUCUAGACCAACAAAUUUAUAA
Messenger RNA from Babesia microti strain RI, 1428 nucleotides. RefSeq lists its product as hypothetical. The transcript is spliced from 6 exons. The coding region runs from base 1 to 1428 and encodes 475 amino acids. Lineage: Eukaryota; Apicomplexa; Aconoidasida; Piroplasmida; Babesiidae. The record is from RefSeq and is a predicted model, not a curated record.